AUGGAAGAUGCAAUAUUCGGAACUAUCCUUUCAGGCCGGAACGAGCCUAUUCAAGGAAUCAGGGAUCUGAUUGGCCCCACUGUCGCCACCGUGCCAGUACGUGUCAAAUUCGAUGUUGGCGACACUGUGCAAGAGUAUCUAGAGAAAUUGCAGAAUGAUAGCGAAGAGAGAAAGUCGUUUGGUCAAUGUGGUCUACAUGCAAUUUCUAAACUAAGCGAUGAUGCGAAGCGGGCUUGCAGCUUCCAAACCCUUUUUGUGGUGCAGCCAGGAGAGGAGAGCCAUGCUGUUAGAAACGGCGUCGGGGCUUGGCAACGCGUCGAAGCCGACAUCGGCCGUUCAUCCUACGCACUGACUAUCCAGUGCUUUCUCAACAGGACGGGGACGAGGGUCGUGGCUGCUUUCGACUCUUCGGUUUUAGAGACUUGGAGGGUGCAAAGGUUGAUUCAGCAGCUUUGUUUUGUAGUGGAGCAACUGUCGCGAUCGGAUGGGUCUCAACUUGUGUCAGAUUUCAUCGGCGUGGUUGCCGCGGACGAUCUUCAGAAGAUCUGGAAGUGGAACGCAGCGGUACCAGCCCCAGUCGAGACGCGCAUAUACGAUUUUAUCUCGGAAAAUGCGCGAAACCAACCCCUGGCCCCAGCCAUUUGUGCAUGGGAUGGAGAGUUGACGUAUGCACAAUUAGACAGCUUGUCGACCCAGCUUGCGGAUCGACUUGUCAGCUCGGGUGUGAGACAGGAAGUUUUGGUUCCAUUGUGCUUUGAAAAGUCCAUGUGGAUGGCUGUAGCCAUGCUGGGUGUCAUGAAAUCUGGCGGCGCCUUUGUCCCUCUCGAUGUUUCGCAGGCUGCGGAUCGCGCCAGACUCAUCCUUGAGGAGAUUGAACCUACCGUCGUCGUCGUAUCUAAAAGAAACCAGCAUCUCGUCCACCAGCUGGGCUAUCAUACUGGACGGGUCUGA
This is a messenger RNA of Penicillium bovifimosum, 951 nucleotides long. RefSeq lists its product as uncharacterized. Lineage: Eukaryota; Fungi; Ascomycota; Eurotiomycetes; Eurotiales; Aspergillaceae. The coding region runs from base 1 to 951 and encodes 316 amino acids. Gene Ontology annotation, cellular component: cytoplasm. The transcript has a single exon. Gene Ontology annotation, molecular function: phosphopantetheine binding; catalytic activity. The record is from RefSeq and is a predicted model, not a curated record. Gene Ontology annotation, biological process: secondary metabolite biosynthetic process; amino acid activation for nonribosomal peptide biosynthetic process.